UUUCGUUUUCGAUCCGAUAUGUACCGUUUCUUUUUCCGCACUUCACAAAUCUUCGUUCUUGAGCGGCUGUUCUCCCGCGAAUCUCAUCCCGUUGCAGUUCCGUUCGUAAUUUUGCAUCUUCAGCCAUUGUAGCUACGGCAAUAUCGGCCACGAACGCAUUGCCAUUGGCAUUAGGGAGGAGGCAGCAUCGGUGUGAUAUUUUGGUGGUGGUUGUAUUUUCACUUAUCAGUGGGGAUAAGUAUUGAAGGAUAAGUUUGGAAAUGAGUUCAGAUAGCAGGAGUCGAAGCAGGAGCAGAAGCAGGAGCCCACUGGAUCGUAAGAUCCGGUCUGAUCGUUUUUCAUAUCGUGAUGCACCAUACAGGAGAGAAUCACGUCGGGGUUUCAGUCGAGACAAUCUUUGCAAGAAUUGCAAGCGGCCGGGCCAUUUUGCAAGAGAAUGUCCCAAUGUGGCAAUUUGUCACAAUUGUGGUCUCCCUGGGCAUAUUGCUUCAGAGUGCACAACAAAAUCACUAUGUUGGAACUGCCGAGAACCUGGUCACAUGGCAAGUAGCUGUCCCAAUGAAGGCAUUUGCCACACCUGUGGUAAGGCGGGACAUCGAGCCAGGGACUGUACGGCUCCUCCCCUGCCACCUGGAGACUUGAGGCUUUGCAAUAAUUGCUACAAGCAAGGUCAUAUAGCAGCUGAUUGUACUAAUGAAAAGGCUUGCAACAAUUGUAGGAAGACGGGCCAUCUUGCUCGCGAUUGUCCAAAUGACCCUAUUUGCAACCUGUGUAAUGUAUCGGGGCAUGUCGCCAGGCAGUGUCCAAAGUCCAAUGUCCUCGGAGACCGGGGAGACCGAGGCAUCAGCAGUGGUGGUGGCAGUGGACGUGGCAGUGGUAGUGGUUAUCGAGACGUUGUGUGCAGGAACUGCCAGCAACUUGGCCAUAUGAGUAGGGAUUGCAUGGGUCCUUUGAUGAUCUGCCAUAAUUGUGGGGGACGUGGUCACCUGGCAUACGAAUGCCCUUCUGGCCGGUUCAUGGAUCGUUAUCCUAGGAGGUACUGAUGAUCGAAAGAGCUAAACAUGGUUAAGACAGACCCCUUGGGAUUUUGGUUCGAGUUUAGACAAUUCGGGAACUAAACUCUAUAGAUUGCUCUACUUGCUUACAUUGUAGUAUUUGGUCGUGCUAUUUUACGGAACAUUAUUUUCGAUUUAGACGAUGAAUUUUCAGUAUUGUUUUUUCAGUAUGCUGAUCUUGGUUCUAUCUAAUAAGACUUUGUUGAUGAUUUA
Molecule: messenger RNA, 1268 nt
Organism: Cucumis melo (muskmelon)
Lineage: Eukaryota; Viridiplantae; Streptophyta; Magnoliopsida; Cucurbitales; Cucurbitaceae
Product: zinc finger protein GIS2
Exons: 4
Coding region: 261-1043 (260 amino acids)
Molecular function (GO): zinc ion binding; nucleic acid binding
Source: RefSeq, a predicted model, not a curated record